CCCGCCGGAGUCAGUCAGUGGGAGGAAGAUGGCGGCGCUCAUUCCACACAGCCAGCAGCUUUCGACUGGGAAUCCAUUGUAUGAGACUUAUUACAAACAGGUAGAUCCAACAUACACAGGGAGAGUUGGGGCUAGUGAAGCUGCACUGUUCCUUAAAAAAUCAGGUCUUCCAGACAUUAUCCUUGGAAAAAUAUGGGAUUUGGCUGACCCAGAGGGUAAAGGGUACUUGGAUAAACAGGGUUUCUAUGUUGCAUUGCGACUUGUGGCAUGUGCACAGAAUGGCCAUGAUGUUAACUUGAGCAAUCUAAACUUGACUAUACCACCUCCUAAAUUUCAUGACACUAGCAGUCCCUUAUUGAUCACACCUCCUUCAACAGAGGCUUACUGGGCUGUUAGGGUGGAAGAAAAAGCAAAGUUUGAUGGUAUUUUUGAAAGCCUUUUGCCAGUAAACGGUUUACUUUCAGGAGACAAAGUAAAACCAGUACUGAUGAACUCAAAGCUGCCUCUUGAUAUCCUAGGAAGGGUCUGGGAUCUCAGUGAUAUUGACAAGGAUGGACACCUGGACAAGGAUGAAUUUGCUGUGGCAAUGCAUUUGGUAUAUAGAGCUCUUGAGAAGGAGCCAGUUCCCUCAGUAUUACCCCCCACACUUAUACCACCUUCCAAAAGAAAGAAGACGCCAGUUUUUCCUGGUGCAGUUCCUGUUCUUCCUGCAAGUCCUCCACCUAAAGAUAGCCUUCGUUCUACCCCAUCCCAUGGUAGUGUAAACAGCCUGAAUAGCACAGGAAGUUUGUCACCCAAACACAGCAUCAAGCAAACACAGCCAUCUGUGAAUUGGGUGGUACCAAUGUCUGAUAAGGUGCGAUACGAUGAAAUUUUCUUAAAAACUGAUAUGGACAUGGAUGGCUAUGUGAGUGGCCAAGAAGUGAAGGAUAUUUUUAUGCACUCAGGCCUGUCUCAAAAUCUUCUAGCACAUAUAUGGGCAUUGGCAGACACAAGACAGAUGGGAAAGCUAAGCAAAGAUCAGUUUGCACUAGCCAUGUAUUUCAUUCAACAGAAGGUCAGUAAAGGGAUUGAUCCUCCACAGGUGUUGUCCCCAGAUAUGAUCCCUCCUGCAGAGAGGAAUGCUCCCAUACAAACUCUGUCAGGUUACUUGACCCCUGUAGGAACUGAGAUCUCUGCGCUAACAGAAAUGCGUCGUGAUAGUUCAAGUUCUGUUGGAUCAGGAGAAUUCACAGGGAUGAAAGAAAUUGAUGAUAUUAGUCAAGAGAUUGCACAUCUGCAGAGAGAGAAGUAUUCACUAGAGCAGGACUUUAGAGAAAAGGAGGAAUCAAUUAGACAGAAAACCAAUGAAGUUCAGGAACUGCAAAAUGAUUUAGACAGAGAAAUAAGUAACUUGCAAGAGCUGGAAGCUCAGAAACAAGAUGCUCAAGACCGUCUAGAUGAAAUGGACCAGCAGAAAGCCAAACUGAAAGAUAUGCUAAAUGAUGUGAGGCAGAAAUGCCAGGAAGAAACACAGAUGAUUUCAUCAUUGAAAAUGGAGAUUCAGUCUCAGGAAUCAGAUUUAAAAUCACAGGAAGAUGAUCUGAGUAGAGCUAAAGCAGAGCUGAAUCGUCUCCAGCAAGAAGAGACUCAGCUAGAGCAAAGUAUCCAAGCAGGAAAAGUGCAACUUGAAACAAUAAUUAAAUCUUUAAAAUCAACACAAGAAGAAAUCAAUCAGGCAAGAAAUAAACUUUCUCAACUUCAAGAGAGUCACCAGGAAAUCAGUAAAAGUAUUGAACAAAAUAAUGACGCUCUGAAUGGGAUUUAUGGCAGUAGUAUGACGAAUUUAGCGGACAUAAGUGAAGGAAUUGCACAGAAAGAAAGAGGCAAUUUUGGAGCUAUGGAUGAUCCCUUCAAGAAUAAAGCUUUAUUGUUUAGUAAUAAUACACAAGAAUUGCAUACAGACCCAUUCCAGGCCGAAGAUCCAUUCAGAUCUGAUCCUUUUAAAGGAGCAGACCCUUUCAAAGGCAAUGAUCCAUUCCAGAAUGAUCCCUUUUCAGAACAAACACCUGUUUCAACAGACCCAUUUGGAGGGGAUCCAUUUAAAGAAAGUGACCCAUUUCAUAGUUCUGUCUCUGAGGAUUUUUUUAAGAAACAGGUAAAGAAUGAUCCAUUUACCUCAGAUCCAUUCACAAAAAAACCCACGCUGUCCUCAAAGCCUGACCCCUUUGAAAGUAGCGAUCCUUUCACAUCUUCAAGUCUCUCUUCAAAAGGCCCAGAUCCUUUUGGAACGUUAGACCCAUUUGGAAGUGGUGCCUUCAGUAGCAAUGAGGGUUUUGCAGAUUUUAGCCAGAUGUCAAAGCCCACAGCUUCAGACCCUUUCACCUCCUCUUUUGGAGGGAUGGGAUUCUCAGAUGACCCUUUUAAAAGUAAGCCAGACACUCCAGCUCUCCCACCGAAGAAAAAUGUUCCUCCACGACCCAAGCCACCUAGUGGUAAAAGUACUCCUGUAAACCAGCUCGGGUCUGCAGAUUUUACCAAGCCCCAUGAUCCAUUCCAGCCAUUUGGGGCUGAGAGCAGUGACCCGUUUCAAACUAAAAAGGGGUUUGGGGACCCGUUUAGUGGAAAAGAUCCAUUUGCUCCCUCCUCUUCAAGUAAAACUUCUAAAGACUCUUCCUUGGGGUUUGCAGACUUCAGCUCUUUUGGAAAUGAGGAGCAGCAGCUGGCCUGGGCAAAGCGAGAGAGCGAGAAAGCAGAGCAGGAGAGGCUGGCUCGAUUGCGAAGACAAGAACAGGAAGACCUUGAAUUGGCUAUUGCACUCAGUAAGGCUGAUAUGCCAGACUCUUGAAUACAAGUCUUGGGGCUCUACCCAAUCCCAGUCAAACCCUUUAAAAAGGGUUUUGUAACAUUCUUGUUUUAUGUUGUGAAGUAAUUGUAGUCACCUUUAAGACAAAGCAUAACAAGAUUGGCUGGUUAUAUCAAACUGGGCUUUCCAUGGCUUUUCAAGUACAUAAUGCACAGGAAACACACUGUAAAAAUUGUAUUAUACUUCCUAGAUAAAAGUUACUGCUUAUAAGAAAUUUAAUGUAUGACCCUAAGGUACUGAAAGCAAAGUUUCUUUACAAUGCAGACAGUGAUUGCAUACAAUAAGCUGCAAUUUGUGAAUUUGGCUUUUAUUACCUGAAUUCCAUUGUCAUUGUUUUGAGGCUGCAGUAUGAGUAAUAAAAUUAUAGAAAAUGGCACUUGAAAAAAAGAAGUAUGUUUAUAAAAUUAUCACUUAGUUUUCAGUUCUUUUUGUUACAUUUAUUUAAUUACUCAUAAUAGGCCAAUGACCACCUAGCUCAAAGACUUGAGGGCAAAUUCUUUCUUAGAUGCUCCCCAUUCAUCACUGAGAUAUGGCUUAUCUUGUGAAGGAAACUCUGAUUAUUUAUAUAUUAAAUGCAUAGUGACACAACUCAUGUAGAGUCAAUAAUAUUUUGAAUUCAAAGGCUAUGAGAAUUAAUAGCUUUUUCUUAUUUAAACAUGAUUAUUUGCAUGAGAGUUUUUUAAUAUUUGUACAUGGUGGUAUUGAAAGGAAUGAUCCUGAUAUAGUAAAUUAGACAAAUGAUGACUCAGUUCUAAAUCAUGGGAUAAAAUACAGAUUAAUUCCAUGAACGAGCAUUAAGACAGGAAUCAUCAUGUUUGAGGCUUUUUCUACAUAAUGUUGAACAAUUUCACACUUUUUAAAUUUUAAUUUUUAACUGUAAUCUUCCUUGCAACUGUAUUUUCCCUUCAUUUGCUCCAACAGACAGAAUAUAGGGCUAUUAUUUGUAUUAUCCAAUUGACUAUGUUACAACCUCUACCUCGGAAGUGAUAAAGUGUGUGGUCUUAUUUUUAAAUAUUAUGGUUGAUGAUUAAUCUCACUGCCCUUCAUUUAAAGUUAUACAACUGUUGUAUAGACUAGAAAGUUUAAUUUAAACUAGCCCAAGUUCACACAGAUUUUAUUUGCCGGAUAGAUUGAAUAAAUGGAUAUUCAUGCAAAAGUUACAGCAAUAUUUGUAGAACAGAUAGGCUGUUUUUUUAAGCCUAUCUACUGAUAGCACUAAUUAGGCCAGUAUGUCCAGCUUUUUUAUAGACUUCCAGAAUUCAGGGGGGAUGUUACAUGUAUUUUAUAGAAGUAAUGCAAUAUGUAUUUCAUUGUCACGGAUAUAAAAUGAGUACUUAUGGUAUUUUUUUGCUGUGAAUUAUUCAUUCAUAGAAACUGCCUUUUCUGGUAAAUUACAGGAAUUCAGCACUUCAUUUGUCCUUGCCUUGUGCUCUGGUGUUGUUUGUAAAUGGAAUGGGUAUUUAGGGCCAGAUUUUCAAAAUGUUCUUUGUGAUACCUGUAUUUGCACUCCCAUGCAAAGGUACAUGUGCAUAUUGGCUAGUUAACAUUCUGAAUGUCCAAAAUGUGGCCAUCAGCGUGUAAAACGUUCUCUGUUGGAUAGCAUUGUAUUUCUUCAUCUUCUGCAAUGUAUUUACAUUUUUGUGUGUCCCUGUUUUGUUUUUAUUUUUUCCUUCACAAUGAUGUUAGUGCCUGUUUUUCCGUCAAACGGUCCCUACCUUCUAAUUGCCUCAUUCUGAAUACUUUCCUUACACAGAGAUAAGAAUCCCAGAAAGGAUUAUUUUUUUCUGAAGACUAGUUUUCAGACCUAGAAAUGUAAUUAAACACUGGUGUCUCAGGACGAUGCUGCAUUUGCAUUGAAAAUCGACUCUAAAUUGAGAACAUCCAUUUUAAGGUCUUCAGACAGAAUAUAUUUGACAAAACUGAAGCCCAUCACCUCAGAAGACAUUCUACAGAGUUGCUGAUCCCUGAAUGUGUGCAUAACUCCAGUUUAAUGUUAUUACAAAUGCUGUGGGCUUUUAAAUUUGUAUCAGAAGGAGAGAAGAGAUCCCUAAAUAUUAACAAAACAUAUAUAUUUCUGUGUUGUCUUUUACUGAAGUAACAAGCUGCCAUGAACACGUAGGAAAUAAUCCUGCCAUACUUACAGUACUUGAUGACCUAUGUGGUUCCUUCCAACCAUAACUCUUUUUCUGAAAAGUAUAUUAUGAAGAAUUUAUGGGCUUGUAUACAUGGGAGUAUAAUGCACUCUGUGUGGGUGUGAUUUCUAAAUCACGCUAAUGUGUUAUGCAUUAGUUGGUCCACGUUGACCCCUUGUGUGAAUUAACACAGUACUGGUUCAAAAAGCACUAUGUCAAUGAGCAUUAACGUAGUGCUAUUUGAAGUAGUGCUUCACUAGCCAGAUCUACAUGGACCAAUUAGUGUGCAACAUAUUACGGAGGUGUGAUUUCUAGAGCACAUUAGAGCGCAUUACCUAGCUGUGUGGACAAGCUCUUAAGUUAUCACGUCUGAUUUUGAAAGUUUCAGAACACACUCUUUUCCUUUGGUCCACGACACUGAGUUCAUGAAAGCAAAAUAGGUCUACUUGUAACUAACAUCAAUACAAAGUUUUUACCAUUAAAUGGGGGUAAAUAUAGCAUAUAUUUACAUGGCAGGGCUAUAGAUGUCAUCCUCACUAUAUAGACAGAUCAAAUCAGAAACAGCUGUAUGAGACAGUAUGUGCCUUUUCUCAAUCCACCUUGUACUACAGUCACAUUGCUUCAGAGAGAUAGUUGCCCCUUGUUCUUUGACCUGUUGUUGCAGUUUUGUUAUUUUAUUUAGUCUUCUCUUGUAUUUUUUCUGUCUUGUGUACAUAUAUAUUUUGCAUUUGUCUUUAUCUCUCUUACACACCUAGCUCUUUGUUGGGAAAAAUUAGGCUAUUAGGAUGCAGGGUCAUACCACCUUCUCCAAGUUGGCAGUACCAUUCCAUAACCUAUCCUUAGGAGGUGCACUCUGCUCCCCUGCAGCCUAGGGAGUAAAAACAUUACUUCUAGAAUACACUAGGCCUGAGGAGUGAAAGUUACAAGAUUGCUUUCAAGUUUGAGUCUCUGUAUGGAAAAGUGUGGGGGCCAGGGGAGUGACAUAAUUUGUUUCUCUCUGCUCAAAUUAAACAGCAUUUUUAAACCAAUUUAUAAAGGAAUUCUACUUCUGGAUCUCCGCACACAAAUAGGGCAUGUGGAUGAGCUAAAGAGCCUUGUUACUCAGAAAAUUGAUGUGCCAUAGAAAGAAUUUCAGCCACUUUAUCAAAUCUCUGAAAUCUUCUAAUAUAAUUGUGUUACUUCUGUGAUAUGCAGUUAGAAUGGUAUUACCUCAUCCACCUUGUUUCUCUUACUUCUGUGAUAGUUAAUGUUUUUGGGACACAGUAUGAGGUCAGAAAAGUGAAUUUAUCUAAUAUAUAUAUUUAGUAUUAUUAUCAAGUAUAAACGUUGAUUGUCCCUUCUGGGGUCUAGCCUUGUCUGACCAAAUAUGAGAAUGAACCAGUAGCAAAAGGUCAAGCAAAUUGACCAAUCAGGAGUCCAAGAAAAUAUGUAGUUAAUCCAUUUACAAUUGCAAACAUGCAAUAACCCUAAAAUGUUUUGAGAUGGCUUUAAUUUGGGAAGAGAAGGGAUACAAUUUAGAAAGCUGAAGUCUAGGAAACUUCCCUCUGAUUUCUUUCUGUAAUAUCUAAGUUUCUCCUUGUAGAAAGCAGUCAUCUUCAUUCCUCCCUACCCUUGGAAGCAACAUUUUUUAUAGAAAUUACUCCACUUUUUCUCCUAAAGCAAAAAUUUAUCAUAUAACACUUUAAUCUUUCCUUCUUCCACCAAACAUUGAAAUCUUAACCACAAGUAGAUUCACUUCAGUUUGGGCAGAUCAGUGGGCCCACACA
Chelonoidis abingdonii (Abingdon island giant tortoise) is the source of this 6743-nucleotide messenger RNA. It is a transcript of the gene EPS15L1, whose product is annotated as epidermal growth factor receptor pathway substrate 15 like 1. Gene Ontology annotation, biological process: endosomal transport; endocytosis. Gene Ontology annotation, molecular function: cadherin binding; calcium ion binding. Gene Ontology annotation, cellular component: plasma membrane; clathrin coat of coated pit; cytoplasm. NCBI's taxonomy places the organism in Eukaryota, Metazoa, Chordata, Testudines, Testudinidae. The record is from RefSeq and is a predicted model, not a curated record.